UGUCAACCGAGCGACGCAACCCUUGCGCAGGGCGCUAUUUGUUGUUUCAAGCGCCCGGCCUUUUGUUGCACUGUCCAACUGCACUCAGGGCAGAUCCAGAGUCGCACUUGCGUCCCUUGCCUAUCAUCCCUCAUCUCUCACCUCUCAUCCCGGUCACCACGUCGGCCUGCAUUGCAUCUCAUCUCAGCGCAGGAUAUCGCACCCCCUCCAAGCUGAUACCUUUGCCCGUCAGUCGGCAUCCCUGAAACCACAUCUUUGGUAUCCGUUCUGCAACAGCCUCGUUCACAUAACCCCAUGGGCGGCAAAGACGACCCAAAGACACCCAGCGCUCGCGCCCCCAUGGGCGACUCGGACGAGCAUCCGCCCGACUUCAACCCCGUGGCGACCUUCCAGGCUCUGGCGGCCCAAGGCGAUCUGCUUGCCCAAAAAGCCAGCUACAACGAGGCCAUCGAGUGCUACACCGAGGCCCUUGCGCUGCAGCCCACCCACAAGCACUGUCUGGUUGCCCGCUCUCGCUGCUUCAUCCAGAUCGGCCAGCCGCUACAGGCCCUCCAGGAUGCCGACGCCUCGCUCAAGGACGACCCGACCUUCCACAAAGGCGUCUAUCAGAAGGCCGAGUCGCUCUACGCACAGGGCGACUUUGAGCUGGCCCUGAUGUACUAUCACCGUGGGAACCGGUCCCGGCCCGAGCUCGACGAGUUCCGCAUCGGCAUCCAAAAGGCCCGGGAGGCCAUCGAAAACUCCAUCGGUGCACACAAGGACCACCAGAUUCCCUUCAAGAGCAAUCUGCCGGCCCUGGCCGCCCAGGCUCCAACCUCGGGCCCUGCUACGGUCGGCGGCAAGGCUCCGACGCCGUCCAAGAAGCCAGGGUCGGUGCCGACAAAGUCCCCAAAGUCCCCCAAUACCAAGCCGGGCCCGGGAAAGUCUCGGACUCCGUCCUCCAAGAGCAGCCGCAUCAACCACGAGAUUGAGGAAGCGAUGGCACGCCAGCUGCUCGGCGAGCUGUACGAUGACAAGGUCUACCUGGAGGAGCUGCUGAGCGACCCAGACAUGGUCGAGAACCGGGACGAGGAUGUUGUCAGUUAUGUCACCGAGGGGCUGUCCUUCCUCGAGGGCCGGAUCGCCUUCUGGAAGCAGCAAAAGCCCAUCUACGCCCAGCCAAAGGAAAAGAAGCGCAUGAAGCCGAGGAUGCAGCGACCCGAGCUGACAAGCCAUCGCACCAAGGCUAUCGUGCUCGAGCCCGUCGAUCCGCGGUGCCCGCUCCCGCCAGUCCGAUCGAUCAAGAGCGUGGUGGCCACCUGAGAGGGUUUUGCUUCUGUGGGCACCGCGGCGCUACAUGCUGUCUCAUUGGGCAUUCGCUCUUUUCAUGGCAUAUAUACAUUGCAGACUGUGAUGCUCACAGUGCUGCUUCGCAACGUAUGGAGACUGCCUAGUUCGAGAGAGGUGCAGAUGCUCUGAUGUGCUCCACAAGACAGGACAGACUCCAACAGUCUGGAUACAGAAGC
Messenger RNA from Polychytrium aggregatum, 1505 nucleotides. RefSeq lists its product as uncharacterized. Gene Ontology annotation, molecular function: protein binding. Lineage: Eukaryota; Fungi; Chytridiomycota; Chytridiomycetes; Polychytriales. Gene Ontology annotation, cellular component: cytoplasm. The transcript has a single exon. Bases 295 to 1302 code for a protein of 335 amino acids. The record is from RefSeq and is a predicted model, not a curated record.